GCGUCGGAAAAUGCGGAUGGCGACGAAGCGUGGCCUUCGGCAUCUUCUAGUGCAACGGAAGAUGGCGAAGUAGUUGGUUGUACUUUAGAGAUACCGCCAGGUACACCGCCGGAACCGGUGCAGCUGCAACGACCAGUAGCAACUGGAGAAAACGCGAUUCCGUCUCCAAUCAUGCAGGAAGGCGCUUUAUUGGAAGAGAACUUCUUGCAAUUGCAUCGCGAGUUCGAAGCCUCCAUACAGAGUAAUCAGGACUUGACCUUGCUCCUAGCGAGGGCACAAAAAAAGGAUGUCGUGCGGCAGAAGACGAUCAAAAAGCUGACAGAUGUGAACAAUAACUUGCUGAAGGAGCUAGAACAGUACCGAAGCCGUGGUUUCCACGGUGGCUUGAGCAUUUCGACAGCACACGGUUCGGGCACGAACCUGAACGUGUUCGAUGCCUGGUCUUCUGCGCCGAAUGUGACGCCCCUCUCUGACAGUGCCUCACAAACCAUCGACAUGCAACGACUAGCAGAUAGUGUUGCCUCGCAAACAACGCAAACUCUAGCAGAGGAAAAAUCCUCGCGAGGAGUCGAUGGUCAAAUAGACGGCCUCCCUUUCCUUCCAUCAUCUUCGGGAAAACAUGGACAAGGAGCAUUUGGGGCGACUCUAGGCAGAGUUGGUAUUGACAAUUAUUCGUCCGAUGAGGCCCACGAGUGGAUCGAAACGAUGAACCUGCCAGAUCAAACGCAGCAAGUCCUCGAGGAACUGUUUGGUCGCGAAGGCAGCCUUGAAGACCAGGGCACUGUGUCAGGUGAGACGUCGAAUAGAGGUCCACUACAGGGACAAGUAGAAAAUUCCUUGACGAACCUGCAUUCUUCGGGUGGUAGUCAAGAUGUUGAGGUUGUUCACGAGCCAGGUGGUUCCAGCAGUCCUACAGGGAGCAACAAGGGUCGAAGUUGUGACUACGAAAUGCUGGAGCACCAGAGGUCGUCGUGCUCCUCUUACGACUCGGGAACGAGCGUUGCGGCGAUUCCAGGGGCGGAACUUGGCGAACGGCCUCCCGCCGCAGUCCUAGCAAGUGCGGUGGAACGACUGCAGGAAGAAAAUCGAGCGCUUCGUCGACAAUUGAAAGCGACUUCGCCCAGUGCGCGCAACCAGACAACACCGUCGAGCGGAUCACGUCGAUCACCCAAACAACCUGUAGUUCUGUCGCCACUCAAGCCUCAACAAGGCAGCGGUCAAAAGAAGGUAACUUUCAAAUUCAAUCUGUUUUUGAACAAAGGGUUGCGGUUGGAUUCUCACUGAAUGUAGGUUUAGUUGUUUCAUCGACACUGAGAAUUCUAGCUGUAGUUGUGAUUAUUUAGUUGUUCUUGACUUUGCUAUUUUGUUUGUCCGUCGUUGAAAGUCACUAAGUGAAAUUCUUCUCCUCCAGGAUGAUGCCAGCGACGCUAAGGCAACGGAUUUGUUUGGCUUGGCGGGAACGAGAUUGGAUUUGGACGUGCCCACACGGGGGUCGGCAGCGUCCGCACAGCAGCGCUCGCGCAGUGCAGACUAUGACUAUGGGAAAAAGCGGGUAUCAUUCGAAUCGCCGAAAGCGCUCGUAUCCUACAAGUCUCCGGAACACCCGAGUGGAGGUCAACUCGGAUCUGCUUCAAGUUCCAAGGCACUUCUUGCGCCAUCUUCGCGGAACCUCACAUUUUCGCCGAAUGAAUUUGGGGUUUCCACCGCGACUGGGCAAGCAAGAAUACACGAGAAUGAGGUGCGGGUCUUGAAGUUGGAGCUAGAUUCAGUAACAUCGACGAAAGAGGCUAUCGAAGAGGAAAACCGCAGUCUGAAGAUAGAAACCAAGCAUCUUCGCAAGCUGUUAGAGCUGAAACAGGGUGUCGGUGUGGGUAGUUCGGGUCAAAUGAGUGCUGCAGCAGAAUCAGGAGAAGAAACUUCGAUGGUGGUCGAAAGUAGUAGCUUCAACGCGGGACUGCAGCAGCCGACCAGGCGGGGAGAUUCUCGCAGUCCCUUGGGCAAAGAUGCUCCGGUUGCCGCGAUAUCCAAAACGACGUCUCCGACUCAGACCAAGGCAGCUGUGAAGACCAGUAGUGCGUCGUCCAGCUCCUCUCCACAUCUAAACGGAGUGGCAGCAGAGCUAGAGAGUCGUACUCGAGAGUUGGAGAGGCAGCAGCUCCAAAGUGCACUGCUGACUGCCGAAGCACGGUUGAAAGCGAAGGGUAUCGAGCAUGACCGAGCUUCGGAGACACUGAGAAAGGAACACGGAAAUACCGUGGAGACGCUGCGCGCGGAGCACGCGGCUGUCCUGAAGGAGCUGCGCGCCGAACUAGAGGCCCUGCAAACCGACAGCGCAGCGCGACUCCAGGAGGCGCGCAUGGAGAUCGAGCAAGAAUGUGUCGAAGCAUUAGAGGAGGCGAGGGAAGAAAUUUGGGCAGAAGCACAGAAUGAAGUGCUAACUUUCUUGCAAUCUCAAGGAGCGGGCACUGAAGUACUGGAAAUGGUGCAGCUCAUGCGGAGAGCUACUGGGGCUAUCAAAGAGCUGGAACGCAGUGUGAACAACGGCAGCAGUCUGAAUACUAGUUUAAACUACGGCGCGGGCGGCUCCACAGUAUCGUCCUCGAGCAAGAACGUCGAGAAUGCUAGUGCAACGUCUAAAACUUUUUUAAAAGAGGCUAAUCCACUAAGUAUAGUCGGCGCAACUUCUAGCAGUAAGUCUACCCUGAAUCUGAUGCCGGAUGUGCAGGACGUGCUACCUGCGAUCAAGGCAGCCUCUCAUCAAUCGUCGUCGCAAAGGAGCACAAGUCGCCGUAGCUUUCCGCUUGACAAUGAGCACGCACAGCCUAAAAACAGGGAAGAGUUUCCUGGCAGCACGAACAAUAAAUCGUCUUCUUCAUCUCGUGCUCCGAACGCUCAAGCUGCGUCUUCUUCUUGGUCACCGAGGCAACAAGACAACAUCGAUUUCGAUUUCGAGAUGAAAGCAUCUACUCGUCCUGAGGAGCAUAUUACUUUAGUUUUUGGCGGGGGCCCUUCUGAAGAGGAUGAUGACAUGCGAUGGCAGGCGAUGGAGCAACGCCUACAAAAGAUCCAGCGUGAUUUGGUCGCGAGAACGAAUAGCUACGUGACCCAGUCAAAUGUUUUUGAUGAAUCAGAGGCGGAGGCCCGCACGCCCGGAGGGUCUUCUUCGGGUAGAAAGGUUGCAUUUGAACCACCAUCACGUAGUUUCAUAGAUGGAGGACGUCCACACGCGUCAGAAGAACCCGACGAGGGCUUCGGAAACGAACAGGAGAAGCUGUUUCUGGAGCGAUUGAGUCAAUGUGAGCGUAGAGGUACUGCAGGACAAACGAAUACUACAACAGCAGAGCAACAUCAACAGGAAGCGACCUCGAGAAGUGGUUGGUCGUCCCGAGGAACCAGUAGAGAAGCUCCCAAUCGUGGUACGCUUCUUGACGAGCACGCUGACAGUCGACUCAUUCUCAGUUCCGGCUUGCAGACCAAAAAUGUGUCGAAAAAUUCGCAUUUUGAUCAGCAGCACGGUUUCCCAACAUCCAGCGGAGAGAUGUCCGGGAGCGACAUCGACGUUUUCCUCGCUGGCCGUAGCAGCAGUAGAAGCUCCGUAGGAGCGGGAAUCGCAGUGCAUUCUCCACCUUCAUCUAUGCACCAUACUACGGGAGGACUCGGAGGGAAGCAGAUCCCAGGUAUCAUAUCUCCUGUGCAAGCUGCACUUGACGGCAUCAACGGGAUGACUCAACAAUUGGACGCCGCCAGUGAUGGGUUGCACUCGCAUGAAAGGCAUCAACAGCUUAGAAAUACUGGGCAGCAGCUACAGCAGCAAGAGCCGUUGCGUCAGAUUCUCAGUAGCGAACAUUUGGCCUCCAGUUCUGCUGUUCCCGGUGGAGGUGCUGGCACGGCGUUUCUUCAAGCCCCUGGUAGCUUUGACCAUGUUGGUAUGAGCAAGACCCCAACAUUACUUCUAGCAGCCGAGCAAGGGCAUCUGCAGCAGUUUCAGCAACAUCCUGCUGCGCACCAUCACCUCGCUGGGCAACCUGUCAUAACGGUACCAGGAGCUGCCACUUCCAGUGACGCUUUCUACCAGCAGCAGCAACAGCUCCAUUUGCAGCAUACUGGUAUGCUCAUUAGCGCUUCGCAGCAACCGCAUCAUCUAGAGCAGCUGAGGCAUCAGGCAGUAGCCGGAGGAGUGCAACCGCAAUAUUCAGCUCGUAGCGCUAAUCGUUACGCCGGCGCGCGUGGUAGCAGUUCGUUUGGAGACCAAUAUCAUGGUUACCGAACAACUUCCUCAUCCGGAGCCACAAUUGGUGGAAGCCUCAAGGCCACGGCCGCCCGACUCUCAGGGUCUCCACCGAAAAAUCGGAGUAAGCGACGCACCUCACUCCGCAACUCUUUGUCUGGUGGCGACGGAGAACCGAAAUAAUUCCUCUCAACAGUGAUGAAGAAAUAUAAGCGUUCAAGUCUGUGUGUGUGUCUAUUUUUUCAAAGACCAGAAGAAGACCAAGUUGGCACGCAAUAAAGUUCAUACGAGUUGAUUAUGCGGAUGUUUUAUUUAUAUUUUUGCCUUGGGUUUUGCUUUUGCAUUGGGGCGCGGGUGAUAAUGUUAAUGAAAGUAGUUUUUUUCGAAAGAAAAUAACUUUGGGCGUCAUCAUCAAAUUUCAAGCUCAGAGAUCCGCAAGUGGGGCUAGGUCCUCUGCCGGGACAAGAAGUUGUUAGACUUACUUAUAAAAAGUGAAGAGAUAAUGAUAAUUUCAAGUUCAAUGAUUUCUUUGAUGUAUCUAUGUGAUUGUAAUUAGAUAUUCAUCUAAGUCUGCUGUGUCUAAAAUCGACAUGCAGAUUGUAUCGAGCGUUAUUAUCAGUUAAAGCCUUAAAGCAAACCUAACCGUCUUCAUGUUUUAAGUUUAACCUUAUUGAUAGUGAUUAUUACUACUCAUCAUGAACUAGAAGAUUCAAUUUGUCCUUCGAAGGUAGUAUUGAAGCUCUAGCUGUACCAUCUCGUAGUAUAGCAGCACAUAGUUAAACAAUUCAUGCAUCAUAUGAGGAAGGUAAACGCUUCUAGCACACUAUCGCAUUGCUUGAGAUCGUUGACAUCCUUCUUCGUAACUAAAGUAGUCCAAGAAAAUGUGGGAGCGUAUCGGCGAAAGUACUGGAAUGGGGGCCGUGGUCGCAUGUUUCUGGCCGAUAAAAGUUGUUGUUUCCAGUUUUGAUCUUUCCAGUAACUAUGGCAUAUUAAUAUUUGAUAGCAACAAAAAAUCCUUCCUCAUAGUUCCAAAACAAUAGGUGCCGAAGAGGAUAGCGACGUAAGUAGAGAGCGAGUUGGCUCGCUAUACUCUGGUUACUGCGAGGACGCCUCUGUACUAGCCCUUCAUCGUUUCGUCAGGAGAGGAAAUCGGUUUUAGACACAAAAAUGAACCUGGGUAGGCAUAUAUACGUUUGAUGUAGAUGUGUUGACAAUCGUAUUAAUUGGAUUGCCGUCCAAACAACCUGACUUUUGUUGAGACAUCUAUUCUGCUGGAGUACUAUCCAGCAUUCAACAAAGACUGGUGCUAUGCUAGUACUGUACCUUUAGGUCCGUUAGCGGUCGGCGGCUGAAAUGGCGAUAAAGAGAGAAUGUCGCGAAAGUCAGACCUGUCUGCAGGCUCAAACUUGAGGUCGUUGUGCGCUUUCGAGAACAAGCGAAGGACACGACUAAUAAACCCUGUGAGCAGCGGUUGCAGCGAUACUAACAACUUCAUCUCCUCAGUUGCUCGGAGUUGAUG
Messenger RNA from Amoebophrya sp. A25, 5747 nucleotides. The record is from the annotation of a GenBank genome assembly. NCBI's taxonomy places the organism in Eukaryota, Dinophyceae, Syndiniales, Amoebophryaceae.